CUUCGAUAUAAACACCCCCUUCACUCCUCAUGGAAGCCUGUGCUCAUGUCACUCCCAAUACUGACAAGCUAGCGUUGAAUACUUCCUUCUUCACACAUCUUUACUCUGCUCUCUCUGCAUUCCUACCUACUUCCAUUCGUCCUUGUGUUAAUACUUCAAAAGCCAGACCCUGUGUCUAUUCCCAAUAUGUAUACCUCCUCAAGCAUGUCGACUGUCUCAACCAUGUCUUCAGAACGAGCACCUCUACGGAGAUUGAGCUCGCCGGAUGCCUUUUUCCUGGCACCACCUCACUCUCACGACCCCACGGAUGUGUCUCAUGUGGCGGCGUUGCCCACCUCGAUGCUCCUACAAUUACCCGAGGCUGUGCAGGAGAGUCUAUGGACCCUGCAGGAAUCGACCUCGAUCGUCUACGCAUCCUAUCUCAGGCUCCAGGAGCUCAUUGAUGAGCGUUUCGAACGUCUAGUGGAGUUGCCAUUGGGACGGAAAACAGGCACGGUCAAUUAUUCCGAAGGAGCAUUUUUCAACUAUGUCAACCACGUUGCUGCCGAACGUCGUUACCUGCUCGAGGAUGCUCACACGGACUGGAGACACAAAGCAUCACGAGCGGGGUUGCAGCAAUACGCACAUCUGUUACUGACAUUCCGGGGCAAGGAGAUGACAGUCAGCGAGUGGUUCACUCAGCUUCAAGCCGCCGAGACCUUUUGGAUCCAGGCAGCCAAGGAAACGGAACUGCCCGACUUUGAAUCGACUAUUCUAGAGUUUCAGUCUCAGACCACAACCCCAAGCAGCGAAAACGAAGUUGAAGAUGUGGGCGGGGCGACGGUUCCAGCCGGAAUAGCCACGCUUGACACAAGCCGACUUGGGUUUGGAAUCUCCAAAGCAUUGGCAGAGCUAUAAUGAUCAAGUGGUCUGACGUAUCAGACUCCAAGACGUGGCUUCACAUGUCUAGAUCCUGGUGACACAGGGCAUCAGGUGUGGGUGUGUGGGUGCCGGAUAUAUUGUAUUCGCAAAGGGACGACAGGUCCAGUAACGCACAUCAUGACAAGAUAUGCUUUGGCAGGAGUUUGAUUGCCAUUUUUAAUGUAAGAUGAGAGCGAGCCAUACGAAUUUACGACUUGGAAAAAGUGACAGAUCGACGUGGCAUUCCCGGGGCGUUACUUUUUGCUUUGCUUCCUGUGUGUUCGAUAGACACAAAUGACCCGGUCAGCUCACCGGCGUCGCUGCUGUGCAACACGUGGGUUGCAUUGUUGGUGAUGGAAGGAUCAAAGGAUGUGGUGUAACAAUACGACGGCUGAAUGAAAGGACUCGAAUGUACUGGCAACACAAGGGUGAAUUCUGAGCGAUUUUCACAAUAUUUCCUUUGAAGACCAGGGUCAAUACCGAGAUAAUCACGAAUCUUCGCUUAGGUGGGGAAAUCAUCGGCUGACUGUGUGAAUGUGAGUAUGUACGAGGAGGUGAGGUUGGUCCUCGUAUUCUUCGUAGAGGGGUCUGUAGCAAUGGCCACAUCCAGGGCUUCGACCAUCAUGAUCCUCAGCUUUCCCAAACCCGACGAAUCCAUCAGGAACAAGGGCCAAAUCUAUCUAGGUGCAUCAUUUCCACGUUGAUAUUCAUAGUGCCUUGCUGGGCUGCUAUUUAGCGCCGGCAUAAGCUGAGCUUGAGCCAAGAUGUGUAUCAAACGUUCCCGCUGCAAUCCUCCGCACAUCCAAACGCAGGACAACCUCCACCAGCAUCAGCACAGUACAGUACUGCACAGCACACCGGGUAAAUAGACUGGGCCAACUACUGUUCAUGCACAAAACUGAACACCUAGAGCAAGCGAAGGCGUCGGAAUAUGCUGCUGCCCGACCACCCUUGUCAUCGAAAAAUUCUCGGGACGUACCUACAUCCUGCAGCAGCCCAUGCCCAUCCGGGACCGGUUCUUGCAGCCACCACAUCAUUGCCAUCCCCCGGGUCUAGAUGAGUCGAAUACGAAGUGACCCUUGUUCAGUGUGCCGAUCACAUACCAUACCACUCCUUCGUUUCGAGCCCCCAGCGGAAACCCAAGCAAGGUUCGGCAGAUGCCCCAAAUCCCAGUUGCUGAUGCUGGGUGGUGGCUAGUCACCUAGCACAAUCAAGAACAAGACGUGAUGGCGCCCUUUCGUAACAGGGUCAUACAGAUCGUCCAUCGAAACGACCCCUCAAUGGACCGCCAUACCAGCAUGUCAUGCUCGUACAAUUGCAGCUUAAGUCACCAAGAAGCUCGGUGCCGUCAAUGGUCAUGUUGCUGACCGUUGAACCUUCUCUGCCCCUCCUUCCAACCCCGGAUAACAAGGCAACUCCUCGUACUCGAUGGCGCGCAUGGAUUUCGCUCGCCUUGUCUCGCUUGCGUACGCAUCCUAACGGUCCAUAUCCUUGCAGUGUAUCUGGCACAAAGUCUUCCCGCGAUGAGGCCAGAAGUUGGCAGUAACUUGGCUGGAAGAGGGCACGACGGGUCUACAAGUGUCAAUAUUCCCCAGAUAUCCACCUGUCCACUUUGCGCAUUGACCGUGAACGUCACAAAUAAUGCCUUGGGCCUUGCUGGGCCACAUUGCGAUCCUACGGCAAAGACUUGAAUUGUCAGAAUGUGCUUCACCUCGCGUUCUCGGAGAGGAUCCGCCAGAUUUCGGUGAUCCUCUCCGGUGCUUGGAUACUUUCAUGUCCACUCUGGCAAUGCUUACGAAACUUAUUCCACAGGGCUAUGUGGCAGAAAGUUUUCCUUUUCUGUCCCCCGAAAGGAGAUAUACCUGGUAGAGGAUCUUCUCUGACCUCAGAAUCGGUCGUGUCAUCGGCGGAGGUACUCGUACUGCCUUCAUCUCACCGCGAUUCUCGCAAAAGCUCCAGUCAGAUCAUGUCCAAAACCAUCUCCCUGAAAAUCCCAACCUUCCAAGGUUGACUCUGUUCGAAUAUGACACGAGCCCACCAUUUCACGAUGCCAGGGAGGGCGAUUGAGAGCUGAAUGCUUGUCGAGUAAAUCGGAACAUGCUCCAGUAGGUGGUCGUUUCUCAUCGGCCAUACUCCUCGAGCGAUAUUCGGCGAAGUCUACCUACAAGUCAAAAGUGAUACUUCCUUUCUUGUUGCUAUCAUCCAAAAAGGCCCUGAAUGCACUUGGUCCCCACACAAAGUCUCCCAGGGUUAAUCAUGCUGUGUGACCACACCGUGAUUUUCUCCGAAUGGCAUAUGGACAUUUUGCACGACCAGUCCUCGUGACCAUCUAUACAUUGUGGGUUGAGCCUGCCAAUCAUCUACUCCAAGGCAUUGUAUUCGAGCUAGUACAAUGAAGGUGUUGUGGCAGCUGUGCCCUCAACCGGAGCUCCGGGGCGAGAUUCGGUCGCAAGUUUAGAUUGACUUCUUUGGUCAAUUCACUACAGACCAUUAUUGACUAGAAUUUGUUGAUAGUGCCCGAGACUCGACAGACCAUGGUAAAGGGGCUGGUUGUUGGUUGCUCCGAACAAGAACGUUGUCUCUUCGUUAACGAGCUCGGCAGAUUGGGUCGAGACUCUCAUCGACAGUCUGAAGCUACCAAAAAUCACCGCCAGGCAGGUUUUGACUUUGGUCACAGCUUCUGUAACCGCCUCUACGCGAAGAAUUGCUGCCGAAGUUGUGGACCAGGGCAUUGUUAACGUUGACAAUUCCUUGUAAGGACACUCGAGGCGCGGCAAACCACGCGGCACUGCUGGCACACUCCAGUAGACGGCAUUGCCCUUCUCGGUACGCCGCUCUUCCCUUCGUGUACCAGACUACGCUUCGUACCAGAGAUCGCCAAUGGCACCGACAUCCCAGCCACUCAUGCAGUCAUCUCACAACUCGAAACGGACCUUUGAAGCUCAGACUGAUCUAUUCAUGACUAACUGCCUCAUCUGUGCAAUGAAUUCUGGAACAAGAAGCCUUCAGACGAUCUGGACCUUUCAGGCGGCCACGCCCUGCCUUGAUAGGUGUCUCAUUGUCACGCUCCAUAAGCUUUCCCUGUAUGUCCUAGCCUGACGCUGAAUAGUUCAUCACUUUUGACUGCGGUCUCGUUUUGCAAAGGCACGAGCCGUGGGAGUAAGUUGGAUGUAGCGUUGCAGUCGACGUUAACGAUGUUGUACAGCAUGGACCGAUGUAUUUUACUGCCUAAGGGUGGAAUACCUGACCCCAUGCCGUGAGAAUCAGCUCUCCUGCUGGAUCCAGACUGUAAUUCGGCCGUUCAACGCCUCACUUUAUACAAACUGGCCGAAGAUACUACUCCUACCAUCAAGCCGAGAGUCACUGUGAACACUCAAGAUGAAGAGUCUGGACCAUCGCUAGCUGACAAAACCAACCUAUGGUGUAGUAACCUGAAAUUUUGAUACGGUAAGGUACGUUGGUAAUUUUUCGUAAAGACGAUAGAAGAUGUUUGUCUCCUGGAGCCAAGAGUUUGUAAAUACAGCCGACAGAAUCAUUCGUGGUUCUCUGGUUGCUCGCUCAACUUGAAACCAAGUCAAAGUGCACCCUCGGUGUGAUGCACGGGCCAGGCCGAACCCGUCCUCUACCACGAGGACUACCUAGGUAAGGACAAUGCUAUUUCCAGCAGAAUAUUUCAUCAUAGGCCCAAGGGAUCAUACCACUCUUGUUUUGGUUCUUCGAUCCGGCUUGUCACGGGAUGUGAGAAGA
Exophiala oligosperma is the source of this 4647-nucleotide messenger RNA. RefSeq lists its product as uncharacterized. Bases 187 to 897 code for a protein of 236 amino acids. The transcript is spliced from 2 exons. The record is from RefSeq and is a predicted model, not a curated record. NCBI's taxonomy places the organism in Eukaryota, Fungi, Ascomycota, Eurotiomycetes, Chaetothyriales, Herpotrichiellaceae.